Jatropha curcas is the source of this 2332-nucleotide messenger RNA. Lineage: Eukaryota; Viridiplantae; Streptophyta; Magnoliopsida; Malpighiales; Euphorbiaceae. The record is from RefSeq and is a predicted model, not a curated record.
GUUGUAGUUCCCUUCGAAAUUCAUAGACUUAGUUUGGAAAGGAGAGGAAAGAAAAUAUUGAAGGAAGUAAAGAUUUUUCUUUCUUUGAUAUUUUCUUCACUUUUUUUCAAGGGAAAAUCCUUUUCCCUUAAAAGAAUCCUCCUUUCCAAACAAAGAGUUAACACAUGACUAUGAAGAAAUCUUAUUCUAUUUGCAUGCACUUGGAAAUAUUUGCUUGCAUAUGGUUACUAAAUGUGAUGCAAGUGAGUCUUUGUUCUCCACUCAAUUUUUCUCACAGGAAAAUUUUGACCAGCAGGUUGUCCUCUGGAGUUGUAUUGCGUGAAGAGCCUAAAUUUGUGGUGAUUGAUAAUGGAAUUGUUCGAGUUACUUUAUCCAAGCCUGGUGGUUUUGUCACUGGAAUAAAAUAUAAUGGAGUUGAGAAUAUACUAGAAACUAAAAAUGAUGAUGAGGAUCGUGGUUAUUGGGACAUUGUUUGGUACAAACCAGGGGCUGAGGGCAUUUUUGACAAGUUACACGGAGCAAAUUUUAGUGUUAUAACGAAAAAUGAAGACCAAGUGGAAGUUUCUUUUAAUAAAAAAUGGAAUAUUUCCAUGAAAGAUAACAUAGUUCCUCUAAACAUCGACAAAAGGUAUAUACUGCGGCGUGGGAGUUCAGGAUUUUUCACUUAUACUAUAAUGGAACGUUUAGAAGGGUGGCCUACUGUCAACAUGGAUCAAAUUAGGAUUGUUUUCAAACUACAAAAUAAAAUGUUCAACUAUAUGGCAGUAUCAGACAACAUACAAAGGAUCAUGCCUACAUUUCAAGAUCGUCAAAACAGUCAAGCUCUAGCAUAUCCUGAAGCUGUUCUCUUGACCAAAACAAGCAAUCCAAAAUUGCGUGGAGAGGUCGAUGACAAGUAUCAAUAUUCUAUGGAUCGAAAAGAUAGCAAAGUGCAUGGCUGGAUAUCACAAAAUUCGGCAAUGGGAAUUUGGGUGAUCCGACCUAGUGAUGAGUUCUGUACAGGUGGACCCUUUAGACAGGAACUAACAUCUCAUGCUGGUCCAUGUCUUUUAUCUAUGUUUACUAGUUCUCAUUAUUUGGGGAAGUAUAAAAAUACAAAAUAUGAAGAGCCAUGGAAAAUGGUUUUUGGGCCUGUUUACAUUUAUCUUAAUUCCAACUCAACUGCUGAUAAACAAGCACUUUGGAAUGAUGCUAAAAGACAGAUGUCAACGGAAGUUGAAAGUUGGCCAUACAAUUUUACUCAAUCAAAAGAUUUCUCUUAUUCUGAUAAACGAGGAACUGCCUCAGGCCAAAUAACAAUAAUAAAUGAAGGGAAUUCCAAAUUGGCAAAUGGUGCUUAUGUUGGCUUGGCAGCUCCAGGAGAUGUAGAUUCAUGGCAAUUUGAAACCAAGGGUUAUCAAUUCUGGACUCAAGCUGAUAAUGAGGGGUGUUUCACAAUUGAAAAUAUUCGAGUUGGAACUUAUAAUUUGUAUGCAUGGGUUCCUGGAUUUGUUGGAAACUACAAGUAUGGUGAGAACAUCACCAUUACACCAGGAAGCAAUAUUAAAUUGGGUGUCCUUAACUAUGAAUCUCCUAGAAAUGGGCCAACCAUAUGGGAAAUAGGGUAUCCUGACCGAUCCGCUGCUGAGUUCUUUGUGCCGGAUCCAGAGUCAACACUUACAAACAAAUUAUUCAUCAACCAACCAACUGAAAAGUUUAGGCAAUACGGAUUAUGGGAACGAUACACUAACUUAUAUCCUACAGAAGAUCUUGUAUACAAUGUUGGCACUAGUAACUGCAGUCGAGAUUGGUUUUUUAUUCAUGUACCAAGAAAUACUGGGAAAGAUGUGUACAAGCCAACCACAUGGCAAAUAACUUUCGAGCUCGAAACUGUGAUUCAAACUGGAAAUUAUACAUUGCAAUUAGCCUUAGCAUCUGCUACUGAAGCUGAAAUACAGGUGAGGUUCAACGAUCCAAAUGCCAAGCGACCUCUUUUCACAACAGGGCUAAUAGGCAAGGACAAUGCAAUUGCAAGACAUGGAAUUCAUGGUAUCUACUGGUUUUAUACCAUUGAUGUGCCUAAUGAUGUACUUGUUAAUGGAAAAAAUACAAUUUAUUUGACUCAGACAAGAGUUGCCGCAAUUUUUCAUGGUGUAAUGUAUGAUUACAUACGUUUGGAAGGGCCAACAAGUACCUAAUUUGUUAGCUACAAAUUUUUUUAAAGUCAUGCUUACAUACUUUUAAGCAUGAUUAAUUCCAAUAUAAAUGUAAAUAAGUCGAUUAGGUACGGCUUAAUUGGUCUUUUCAGGUUUUAUAUAAGAUAUGGAGAGUAAGAAGUCUCAAUUUUGAAGUA